Molecule: messenger RNA, 879 nt
Organism: Myotis brandtii (Brandt's bat)
Lineage: Eukaryota; Metazoa; Chordata; Mammalia; Chiroptera; Vespertilionidae
Product: semaphorin-4F-like
Exons: 6
Biological process (GO): negative chemotaxis; semaphorin-plexin signaling pathway; negative regulation of axon extension involved in axon guidance
Molecular function (GO): chemorepellent activity; semaphorin receptor binding
Source: RefSeq, a predicted model, not a curated record
UUGAGGCCAGCUGAGUGGGGGGAUGAAGAUGGAGACAAGGAAAUCUACUUCUUCUUUACCGAGACUUCUCAAGCCUUUGACUCAAAGGAGCGCCUUAAAGUUCCUCGGGUGGCCCGUGUGUGUGCGGGGGACCAUGGGGGCCGGAGGAUGCUCCAGAAGAGGUGGACAACCUUUCUGAGGACUGACCUGCGGUGUCCAGGGUCUGUAGAUGGCCGGGCCUCUAGUGUCCUGCAGGACAUGGCUAUUCUUCGACCUGAGAAUGGAGUGGAGGCCCCCCUCUUUUAUGGCCUCUCUUCCUCCCAGUGGGAGGAGGCUUCCAUCUCGGCUGUCUGUGCCUUCCGACCACAAGACAUUCGGACAGUGCUGAAUGGUCCCUUCAGGGAGCUGAAAGAUGUCUGCAACAGGGGACAGCCUGUCAUGGAGAGUGAGGUACCCCAGCCCAGACCUGGAGAGUGCAUCGCUAAUAACCCGAAAUUCCAGCAGUUUAACUCAUCACUCUUCCUGCCUGACCGUGUGCUCACCUUCAUCCGGGAUCACCCCCUCAUGUACAGGCCAGUGCUUCCAGCUGAUGGCCACUCCCUGCUGGUCACUACAGAUACAGUCUAUCUCAGAGUUGUGGCCCACAGGGUGGCCAGCCUCUCAGGGAAAGAGUAUGAUGUGCUCUACCUGAGCUGGCUCCUGCUUGGCUCCCAUACUGAGGUAACACAAGUGAACACAACCAACUGUGGACGUCUCCAGAGCUGCUCAGAGUGCAUCCUGGCCCAAGACCCUGUCUGUGCCUGGAGUUUCCGGCUAGAUUCGUGUGUGGCCCAUGCUGGCGAGCAUGGAGGACUUAUUCAUGUUCCUGCCACUUUGCUGGACCUGCCCCGGACCAUGUGA